GAAAUCUAGAUUUAAAAUAAAUGGAAUUUUUUAAAGAUAGAAUAAUAAUUUUUGCGUCAUCCUCAAGGCUGUUAAUUUUAAUUUUGCAGGUUGUUGCUAACAGUUUGUUGCCGGACCAUGACGCAGGUGUUUUUUCCCCACCCACGGACAAAAACUCAUUCACUUGGUUAGACCAUAUGGUACAUUUUUUCUUUGGUGGCCUGCACAGAUGGGACGCUGUCUACUUCACCCACAUCAUGCAAUAUGGAUAUUCUUAUGAAAACUGUGCUGCAUUUUUUCCAUGUUUUCCUAUUGUGGUUUCAACCUUGGCUAGAAUUUUAUCAACUUUAGGAAUUUUGCAUUUGAGCUCUUGGUUACUUGUGACUGGUGUAGUGUUAAAUUAUUUUGUAUUUGUAGCCACAGUCUUUCUAUUGUUUCAAUUGGGAAAAUCUAUCCUAAGAGAUGAGGAAGUGUCUUAUUACGCUUGUUUAUUCUUUUGUAUUAACCCAGCCAGCAUUUUUAUGUCAGCCAUAUAUUCAGAAACUUUAUUUGCAUUUUUCAACAUACUUGCAAUGCUUGAAUUACACAGGAAGAGAAUUUACUGGGCAUCUCUAUAUUUUGGACUUGCAGUUUUUACCAGAUCAAAUGGAAUUGUCAGCAUUGGAUUUGUUCUGCACACUGUUAUCAAGUCCUUGUUGAAUGACUUGUAUUUCAAUCAUAAAACAUCUCAUAGAGAGAGAAAACUAAAUCAAGCUUUUAAUUAUUUGUUAUUGCUUAAGAAAACUGCUGUAGAACUUGGCAUAAGUCUUUCAAUAUGUUUUCUUCCAUUCUGUUUGUACCAGUAUUACAUCUACCGUCAGUUUUGUUUACAAUCUGAUAAAUUAAACUUCCUCCCAACCUAUAUAGUGGAUUAUGGCAGAGACCAGGGGUACAAACUGAUUGGGGACCAGCCAUCUCCAUGGUGUAAUGCUACACUACCACUGUCAUACUCUUAUAUCCAGAAGCACCACUGGAAUGUUGGGUUCUUGUCAUACUAUGAACUGAAGCAGUUACCAAACUUCAUGUUGGCCUUGCCCAUCAUCAUACUUUCUGUGAGAUCUUGUUUAUAUUUCUUUGGAUUAAAUAAAAAACUGUUCUAUGGUUUGGGCUUUUGUGACAAGGUAGAGGGGGAUCAAUCAGUCAGCAGGCCAGGGGAGGUAAUCAAUGAAGAUUGUGUGAACACAACUGUAUACACCAGAGUCAAAGAUAAACAAAAGAUGGCCAGGGAUUCUCACUCUGAUAUCAAAGUAUCAUCAGAGAUUGUUGUGCUUGUGUUUCAUUUGGCAAGUCUGCUUUUGUUUGGCUGUUUCUUUAUGCAUAUACAGGUUUUGACGAGGUUGCUGUGUUCAUCCAGUCCCCUGCUGUACUGGUAUGUGAGUGUCUUAUACCUGGGAACCAGUGGCCACCGCACCACAGAGGGGACCUCAGUAAACUGUGAUAGUAACAUUCACCAGAAUAAAACAGGCUUUAAUCUUCCUCGUGCCAUUGUUUAUAUAUUGAGAGCAUUUAAGCUUAAUUUUAUAAUCAUUGUUUUCAACAAAUGGCAUUCUAGUUUACUGGAAUUUAAAUGUUAUUAUAUUUAUUUUCUCACCUAUUGUGUUGUUGGUACUGUUAUGUUUUCAAAUUUUCUCCCUUGGACCUGAACUAAGUUCUGACACAAUGUGCUGCUGAUCUACGUUGUAAUUUAAUGGAGCUGAU
Physella acuta is the source of this 1716-nucleotide messenger RNA. Its product is annotated as GPI mannosyltransferase 2-like. Gene Ontology annotation, cellular component: endoplasmic reticulum membrane; mannosyltransferase complex. Gene Ontology annotation, biological process: GPI anchor biosynthetic process. NCBI's taxonomy places the organism in Eukaryota, Metazoa, Mollusca, Gastropoda, Physidae. The record is from RefSeq and is a predicted model, not a curated record. Gene Ontology annotation, molecular function: alpha-1,6-mannosyltransferase activity; GPI mannosyltransferase activity.